This is a messenger RNA of Lactuca sativa (garden lettuce), 944 nucleotides long. RefSeq names its product pectinesterase inhibitor 9. The record is from RefSeq and is a predicted model, not a curated record. Gene Ontology annotation, molecular function: enzyme inhibitor activity. Lineage: Eukaryota; Viridiplantae; Streptophyta; Magnoliopsida; Asterales; Asteraceae. Gene Ontology annotation, biological process: negative regulation of catalytic activity.
UCCUUCCUCAUCUUUGGUAAUCUAGCUACAUAUAUAACCCACAACCCUUUGCCCUCUAGAAAGCUAACAAAACCUCUCUCUUAUUCUUAAGCAUGGAUAAACUUGUCUUCUACUUCCUAAUUCUCCUUAACACCAUCCAAUACGUCUAUGGUGCUGAUACCAAUAUCACCCCCCUUGACUUUGUCAAAACCUCAUGCAAAACCACCCGCAACCAGGCUCUCUGUGUCAACUCUCUCUCAAGUUACGCUGGUUCUAUCCAAGGAAGCGAUCAGCAGCUUGCUAAAGCAGCCAUUGCGGUUAGUCUGAACAAUGCCAAGUCAGCAGCUGCACUCGUUUCCAAACUGUCUGGAACCUCGAAACUAAAACCACAAGAGUACCAAGCACUGAAAGACUGUGUCAAUAGCAUGUCCAGCUGUAUUGCAAGUCUAACUCAGUCAGUUCAGGAGCUUGGAAAGAUGGGUCAGUUUAAGGGAAAGAAUUUUGAUUGGCACAUGAACAGUCUUCAAACAUGGGUCAGUUCUGCGCUUACAGAUCAAAACACUUGUGCUGGAGGGUUUUCUGAUAGAUCAAUGAAUGGAAAAGUGAAGGAUGCUCUUAACAAGAAGAUGAUUUCGGUUGCACAAGUCACUAGCAAUGCACUUGCUUUAGUAAAUGGGUUUGCGUUGAGGCAUAAAGCAGGUACCCAUAAACCUUAAGGGUUAUACAUUUCCGUGGAAAGAGGUUGGCCUUCUAGUAAUAUUAUAGUGUGCCACAAGGUUUUUUUUUUUUUUUUUUUUUUUUUUAUCCUUAAUAAGGAUUGUGUUUUUGACUGGUCUAUGUUGCUGGUUUCCUGUAAAACAUGUUACUUUUUGUGGCUGAGGUUAUGCCUUGCUCAGGUUUUUGUUGCCUUACGGCUAAUUUUAUAACAAAUUGUAGCUAAUUAAUGUAAUAAAGAUGGCACCUUA